AUGGCAGUGCUCAAGAAGUUAAAACUUCUUCUCUGGAAGAAUUUCAUCUUAAAAAAGCGGAAGACUCUGGUAACAGUCCUUGAAAUUUUGACACCGUUACUAUUUUCUGCAGUUAUACUGUAUCUUCGUCUCAACAGUAUGCCAAAAAAAAGAUCUGCUACUACUUACCACCCAAUUGAUGUCAGUUCACUGCCAGAAUUCUUCCAUAAUUUUCCACUGAAAAAUAGAUUUCAACUAGUUUAUAUCCCUUCCAAAAGUGAAACAUUGAAAACUCUCACUGAAAUGGUGGAACAAACCUUUGACGUUGAGUUCGAAGUUCUAGGCUUUUCUUCAGUGCCUUUGUUUGAAAGUUAUAUAAUUAAGGAUCCCAACUCUUUCUACGUGUUGGUGGGAAUUGUUUUUGACCAUAACUUCCAUGACAGCAAUGAACCUUUGCCACUUGAGGUUAAGUACAGCUUGCGCUUCAGUUACAUUCGGAGGAACUUUGCAUCAUUGAGGAAUGUAUUUUUUCAAGAUGGCUCAGAAGGCUGGUGUACAUCCUUGCUUUAUCCUCCUAACCUAAGCCAAGAACCUCGGGAAUUUACAGAUGCUGAUGGAGGAAGCCCUGGCUACAACAAGGAAGGCUUCCUGGCCAUACAGCAUGCGUUGGAUAAAGCCAUCAUGCGACACCAUGCUCAAAAUGCCACAGACAUGCUUGAGAGUCUCACUGUGCUCUUGCAGAGGUUCCCAUAUGGGCCCCAUAUCCAGGACAAGUUCUUUGUGGUACUUCAGAAUGAGUUUCCUCUGUUCCUUAUGCUCAGUUUCAUCUGCAUCGAGCUCAUCAUUGUGAAUUCCAUUUCACUGGAGAAGGAGAGGAAACUGAAGGAGUACAUGUGUAUGAUGGGAUUGGACAGCUGGCUACACUGGGUUGCUUGGUUCAUCACAUUCUUCAUCUCUGUCUCCAUUGCUGUUUUUAUCAUGACCAUUCUCUUCUGUACAAAGAUAAAUAACGUGGCUGUAUUCAGGAGCAGUGACCCUACUUUGAUAUUUAUUUUUCUAAUGUGUUUUGCCAUUGCCACAAUUUUCUUUGCAUUCAUGAUGAGCACAUUCUUCCAAAGAGCCCAUGUUGGAACAGCCAUAGGAGGUAUCAUCUUCUUCUUCACCUACCUCCCUUAUCUGUACCUCACUUUCAGCUACCACCGGAGAAGCUAUGUCCAAAAGAUCAUCUCUUGUCUCUUCUCAAAUGUUGCCAUGGCAUUGGGAGUCCGUUUUAUCUCUGUGUUUGAGGCAGAAGGCACCGGCAUCCAGUGGAGAAACAUGGGCAGCAUCAGCAGAGAAUUUAGCUUCACUCAGGUGCUGCUGAUGCUCCUGUUGGACUCGCUCUUGUACUGUGCGAUAACCUGUUAUGUGGAGUCCAUCUUCCCAGGGAGCUAUGGAACACCCAAGCCUUGGUACUUCUUUGCCAUGCCUUCCUAUUGGUUCAAGAAACCUGUUCCAGUUACACAGGCACUGCUGGACAUGGAGGAUACUGAGAAAACUCUGAAAAGCAAGUUCAUACAGGAAGAGCCAACUGAUCUGAUAAGAGGAAUUGAAAUCCAGCAUCUAUACAAGGUAUUUUACAGGGGAAGGAGUAAACUCAUAGCAGUCAGAGAUCUCAGCAUGAAUAUGUACAGGGGGCAGAUCACUGUGUUUCUGGGACACAACGGAGCAGGAAAAACCACCAUCUGCUCCAUGCUCACAGGUCUUAUUGUCCCUUCAAGUGGGAAGGCACUUAUCAGUGGAUAUGAGAUUUCCAAAGACAUGGUUCAAAUCAGGAAGAGCAUGGGGUGGUGCCCCCAACAUGAUAUCUUAUUUGAUAACUUCACAGUAGCAGAACAUCUUUUUUUCUAUGCUCAGCUAAAAGGCCUGUCCGCCCAGAAGUGCCCUGAAGAAGUCAAGCACAUGUUGCACCUCCUCAGUCUGGAGGACAAGCGGGGCUCAAGGAGCAAGUUCCUGAGCGAGGGGAUGAAGCGCAAGCUCUCCAUCGGCAUCGCCCUCAUAGCAGGCUCUAAGUUGCUGAUUCUGGAUGAGCCCACCUCAGGCAUGGACGCCAUCUCCAGGAGGGCCAUCUGGGACCUUCUUCAGCAGCAGAAGAGUGACCGCACCAUCCUGCUGACCACACACUUCAUGGACGAGGCCGACCUGCUUGGGGACCGCAUUGCCAUCAUGGCCAAGGGGGAGCUGCAGUGCUGCGGGUCAUCACUGUUCCUCAAGCAGAAAUAUGGAACAGGAUACUAUAUGACUUUACUGAAAACACCUUGCUGUGACACAGAGAAGCUUUGUCAUCUUAUUUAUCAUCACAUACCAAAUGCAAUUUUGGAGUCCAAUGUUGCAGAAGAAUUAAUAUAUAUACUUCCUAAAGAUAGCAUACACAGGUUUGAAUCUCUAUUUACUGACCUAGAACUGAGGCAGACAGAGCUGGGAAUCUCCACCUUUGGGGCCUCUGUCACUUCAAUGGAGGAAGUGUUCAUUAGGGUUUGUUUAUUGGCAGAUUCCAGUGCACCUAUCUCAACUGAGACGCAAUCCCAAGUCCGUCCCCGUCCCCUGAUUAGCAGAGUUCCUGUUGACAGAAUUAAAUAUCUUCAUUCAAGGAUCUUCUCAAUACAGACAGGCCUACCAAUCAAACCAAACACCGGAUUCAGUCUUCUCUGCCAACAAUUCUACGCUAUGCUCCUGAAAAGGGUCACAUACUCGUGGCGCAACUGGAUGUUGAUGUUAUCUGUACAGAUCCUGGUGCCUCUGGUGAUCAUUAUGCUAAGCCUCAUGUUCUUCAAAACAAAGAGCAUAGAAAGUAUUCCCUUGGAGUUGACUCUAAAAACAUAUGGUCAGACUAUUGUUCCGUUCUUUGUUUCUCAGAAUUCCAGCCUAGAUCCUCAACUUUCAGAUAACUUUGCAAAUAUGCUUGUGGAUGAGGGACAGAUUCCUCUGCAGGUCCCAGGUCCUAUACAGGAGUUCCUGUUAAAAAAGGCAAAAGAGGAGCCUGAGGAAUUUGAUAGUCUCUAUGUGGUGGCAGCUUCCUUUGAAGACGUAGAUAACCACACCAUAGUGACAGCGCUGUUCAAUAACCAGGCAUACCAUUCCCCUGCCCUGGCUUUGGCUCUGGUGGACAAUCUUCUCUUCAAGUUGCUUUCUGGUGCCAAUGCUUCCAUUACAGUCUCCAGCCACCCUCAACCUCAGACAGAUAAGGAGCAGUCGGAGAACAUCUUGUACCAGGGCCCGAAAGGACAUUACCUUUCUAUCAACUUGCUUUUUGGAAUUGCUUUUCUGUCUAGCUCUUUUUCCAUUUUGACAGUCACAGAGAGACGCAUUAAGUUCAAGCACAUUCAGUUCGUGAGCGGCGUCCAUGUGACUGCGUUCUGGUUCUCUGCUCUGCUGUGGGACCUCAUCUCCUUCCUUGUUUCCACUCUGCUGCUGGUGGUGGUGUUCUUAUAUUACAAAGAAGAAGCUUUCACACACCAUGAGAGUGCCCCAGCUGUGGUCUUGAUGCUGAUGCUCUAUGGCUGUGCUAUCACACCCUUCAUCUAUGUGGUCAGCUUCUUCUUUGACAGUGCUGGUAGUGCUUGUGUCAAGCUCGUCAUAAUGCUCACCUUCUUGAGCAUUGGCCCCCUUGUGCUUGUCUCAGUCACAGGUGAACAAGAACUGGGCUACACAAAAAUCUCAGAGUCCUUGGAUCGUGUGUUCCUAAUACUUCCAGGGCACUGCCUGGGGAUGGCUUUUACCAAUUUGUAUUAUAAUUUUGAACUAAAAAAAUUUUGCAGCGCCAAGAACCUGAACGACACUGAGUGCAACGAUGUUUCUGAAGGAUAUAUAGUCCAAAAGAACAUCUAUGCCUGGGAGUCCCUCGGGAUGGGGAAGUACCUGACAGCCCUGGUUAUCUCAGGACCUCUGUACAUCUUCCUGCUUUUCCUUAUCGAAACCAAUGUCUUCAGGAUACUGAAAGCCAGGCUUUCUGACUUCAGCAUAAAGCAAAAUUUGGUGAUGCUCCCCAAUGUAACAUUAUUGCCCAAAGACCAAGAUGUAAAAGAGGAGGCAGAGAUUAUUGAGACUAACUUGGAAUUGUUGCAAAAGAAAAAUCCACUAGUUGUUAAAGACAUGUCAAAGCUCUAUACUAAGAAGGUACCCUUGUUGGCUGUGAACCAACUGUCCUUCACCGUUCAAGCAAAAGAAUGCUUUGGCCUUCUUGGCCUCAAUGGAGCAGGGAAGACUUCGAUUUUCAAAAUGCUGACUGGGGAGAAGUCUAUCACCUCUGGGGAUGCUUUUGUCAAGAGUCUCAGUGUCCAGUCUGAUCUAGAGAAGGUGCGGCAGUGGAUCGGUUACUGUCCUCAGUUUGAUGCACUGCCAAAUUUCAUGACGGGCCGAGAGGUACUGGUCAUGUAUGCCCGGAUCCGGGGCAUCCCCGAAUGCCUCAUCAACACCUGUGUGAACCAGCUUCUUGAGGACUUAGUCAUGCUUAUGUAUGCAGAUAAUCUGGUAAAGACCUACAGCGGUGGUAACAAGCGCAAGCUGAGCACUGCCAUUGCCCUCAUUGGAGAGCCUGCGGUCAUCUUCCUGGAUGAGCCAUCCACUGGCAUGGACCCCGUGGCCCGGCGCCUGCUCUGGGACACUGUGGCCCGGGCCCGUGAGUCUGGCAAGGCCAUUGUCAUCACCUCCCAUAGCAUGGAGGAGUGUGAGGCCUUGUGCACCCGGCUGGCCAUCAUGGUGCAGGGUCAGUUCAAGUGCCUGGGCAGCCCGCAGCACCUCAAGAGCAAGUUCGGCAGUGGCUACUCCCUGCAGGCCAAGGUCCACAGAGAAGGGCAGCAAGAGGCGCUGCAGGAGUUCAAGGCAUUUGUGGACCUGACCUUCCCAGGCAGCAUCCUGGAAGAUGAGCACCAAGGCAUGGUUCGUUACCAUCUGCUCAGCCGUGACCUCGGCUGGGCGAAGGUGUUUGGCAUUAUGGAACAGGCCAAAAAGAAGUCCAAGUUGGAGGACUACUCAAUCAACCAGAUCUCCCUAGAGGACAUCUUCCUGAACCUCACCAGCCCUCCGACAUUUGUCCUCACGGCACAAGGCCUCAUGAAGAGGAGGAACGAGAUGCGCAGUGCCCGAUACAAAGUGAACGCACGGCUAAGCCGGGCCGUGCCCGUGGCUGGCGCGCAGGUGCGGGCGGUGAAGACAGGACACUGGGAACACACGGGGGCAGCAUGUGGUCAAGGCGAGGGAUGCACUGACAGCGGGCUGAGCGCCACGGAGCUGCCCAGCGCGCCACGGAGCUGCCCAGCCCGCCGGCGCCAGCAUCUCUACUCCGGCCGAGGAGGCGGGGCGGCGCGCUGGUUCAGCCAAUCGGUGACCUGCGUUCGAAUUCGCGUCCUGGUGCAGCCAAUCUCGGGAUCCCAGAUCCGGCGGGGCGGGGGAGGUGGGCGUGACCGGAGGGCGUGGUCCCUCGACCCAACCAAUAGGAACGCCGGGCGCGUUUGA
Castor canadensis (American beaver) is the source of this 5472-nucleotide messenger RNA. The record is from RefSeq and is a predicted model, not a curated record. NCBI's taxonomy places the organism in Eukaryota, Metazoa, Chordata, Mammalia, Rodentia, Castoridae.